UUAAUGGCAAUUAUUAUUAUUUGAUAUGCGAUUUGUUGCUAUGUGGAAGUUACUUCGAUAUAACUACGUUUUCGUGUUGUCAAGUCGACGCGUCGUGUCGUCGUAUGUUUUGUGUACCUACAAAAUAGUUACUCUGUAUUUGUUGAAUAAGAAUACAAACUAUACUUACUUAUUCAUUUUGCUCUUGAAGUAACCAUCGUACAUAUUAUAAUAUUUAUAAAAAAAUGGCGAAUAUAGGAAAACCAUCGGCAAAAGAUCAUGCAGAAGUGGCUAAACAUGUGAAAGCAAGACUUUUUGAUGAAGAACGAAAAAAACGAAUUUUCAAUCCAACCAUUAGAACUAUUGGUAUCGACAAAGAAGCCCUUGAUAAACAAGUCCAAGAAAAGAAAAUACUUCGAGACCAAGAACAAGCAAAACAUCAAGCGUUUUCAAACAAAUUAUUACAAGAUUGUGCCACAUCGUUGCAACUGGACGAACAAAACAGAAAAAAACAAAAGGAAAUAGAUCUAGAGAUCCUAGAGUUCAGAAAAAAAUAUCAAGCUCCUGAAACACGGAGGGAGUACGACAUAUACGACCCACUACAAUGCAGAAAAGGUCAACCAAGUCGCAUCGGUGACGAUGACCCGAGAAUCACAUUAUCGUCGGUUCAACGAUUUGAAGGUGAAGAGGGCACAACGAAAGAACAAAAAGCGGAACAAAUAAAACAACAGCGUGUAUGGUUAGAAAUGCAAAUACGUGAAAAAAAUAUGACUCGAGAAGAGAAUAAAAACGUAGAACGUACUUGGCAAGAAACCGAACACACGACAGUUCAACGAGCAAUGGCACUUGCAUCGCUGGAAAAUGAGUGUAAAAGAAAAUUGAUAGAAGCAAAUAACCGAUACAACCAAGCCUUAGCGUCCGAGCAAAAAAUGAACAAAAGUAUUAUAGAAGCCGAGAGCAACGAAGACAAAAUGGCAGAAGUGUACAACGCGAUCACUGGAGACUUUUUGACGGAAAAUCCUGAACUCGCAUUCAGCAGUGCUUUAGGGCCAGGAAAAAUAUCAACAUCGCUCUACAAAGGAUUAACGCCGGCUAUGAAACAAGCGAUAUACGACGAACAAGCAAAUCAAAGAGCAGAGCUUAAGAAACGAAAAGAGGCAUACGAUAAACAAGAAAAAGAUUGGGCUGAACUUUUAAAUAUACUGGCCAGAUGCGGCACACUCAGUGAUCAAGAAAUGCAACAGAAAAAAAGAAACGUGGAAGAUGAAAUAAAGGAUUUCAACUUAGUUCUAGCUAAUGAACAGACAAAUAAACAAGAGUUUUUGAAUAACGUUUUGUACAGAACUAAAGCUUCAAAUGAAUUUUUUGAUCAGUUUAAUAAAACCACUCGCUAAUAUUAUAUACUCGUCAGGUGGAAAAUUAUUCUUUGGGUAUCUCGCAAUGUAUCUGUAAAAAAAUUUGUAGUUAUGUUUAUAAUUAAAUUCAACAUGUUUACAAAAAAUAUCAGAAUAUUAUAA
Myzus persicae (green peach aphid) is the source of this 1496-nucleotide messenger RNA. Its product is annotated as RIB43A-like with coiled-coils protein 2. The coding region runs from base 225 to 1373 and encodes 382 amino acids. The transcript has 7 exons. The record is from RefSeq and is a predicted model, not a curated record. NCBI's taxonomy places the organism in Eukaryota, Metazoa, Arthropoda, Insecta, Hemiptera, Aphididae.